Messenger RNA from Rhizophagus irregularis DAOM 181602=DAOM 197198, 1085 nucleotides. The record is from RefSeq and is a predicted model, not a curated record. NCBI's taxonomy places the organism in Eukaryota, Fungi, Glomeromycota, Glomeromycetes, Glomerales, Glomeraceae.
UCAUCUCGUGAGUUCAUUGAUCUUGGUGAUCGAGGCAAAAAGAAAGCAUGUUUUAGAGGAUAUGGGCGAACAGACAUUUCCCGAGUUUUAUCAGACGAGUAAAGGCAAGGAUGUAAUUCAGCAAAUCUAUAAUUAUAUGGGAGGAAACGAGCUUAGAUAUGGCAUUCUCACCACCUAUGAUAAUCACUGGUUCCUACGACGAGAGCAUGCAAAGCUUUGGAUCUCAAAAACCCUUCCACUAGAAUCCGAAUCUCCACCGGUACUCAAGGCAUAUGCUUAUCUAACUCGACAGGCGAAAGAGAAUCCUAAGUCUCCUAAACCUCAAGUAGUAGUACCGGUUCAAGGGGACAAUGAUUCACGUACUCUUCGGUCACACUCAAAGUCAUCGUCCAACUCCUCAUUAAAUCAACAACAAUCUUCCAGCACCUUUGCGAAUCAACAAUCAUCUUCUAACACUUCUGUUAAGCAGAACAAUUAUAGCUUCUCAGACUUCAAGUUCAAGAGCAUAUUAGGUGAAGGACGAAGUGGGAAAACCCUCCUAUGCGAAUUUCGUGGAGAUAUGAUUGCUCUGAAGAGUGCAGACUUAUCGAAGGCUCCAUCGUAUGUCCUGGAAGAAAUGCAAAAAGAAGUCGAGAUUUAUAAAGAUCUAGCUGAUAUUCAAGGCAAGUAUAUCCCAAAGCUGAUCUGUUAUGGAUAUUAUGGAGGAGGUAUGAGCUUCGUUAUCGGCUUGACCAUUGUCGGCACUAUGUUGAGCGACCAUAAAAUAACGAAACGGCAAAGGUCGAGGGCUAUUAAGGGAUUAGAAGCGAUUCACAAGCAUGGUAUCCUCCACAAUGACAUUCGGGAUCGGGAGGACACAAAAAAGAAGAGAAAGCUUUUCGAUGAGGAACAGCUCAAAUUAUCUCAAUUGCUAGAUAGAUAUAUUAUACAUCCCGUAAAGAACAUGGGACGAAUUUCCAAGUCGCGUAAAUGUCAGGUGGUUAGUUAGACUGUAGGGUUAUACAUUAGAUAUUUAGUAUAGAAGCGUCAUGUAUCACGGGCUACGUCCCGAAACUUUGUAUUUAUUUUUCGCAUGUAAUAAUAAA